Messenger RNA from Protopterus annectens (West African lungfish), 7027 nucleotides. It is a transcript of the gene SPI1, whose product is annotated as Spi-1 proto-oncogene. Gene Ontology annotation, cellular component: nucleus. The record is from RefSeq and is a predicted model, not a curated record. Bases 248 to 1111 code for a protein of 287 amino acids. Gene Ontology annotation, biological process: cell differentiation; regulation of transcription by RNA polymerase II. Gene Ontology annotation, molecular function: sequence-specific DNA binding; DNA-binding transcription factor activity, RNA polymerase II-specific. NCBI's taxonomy places the organism in Eukaryota, Metazoa, Chordata, Ceratodontiformes, Protopteridae. The transcript has 6 exons.
GUCAGAUCGGUCUGCAAUGUAGGCGAGCUGGCCCCUGAGUCACCAAAAGACCUGACUUACUUCGCAUUAAUAAUAAUAACACUGCACCCUCUAGAAGUGCAAGUCCUAGAAGUGGCAUUUGUUACCGAGAAAGAACAAAACGUUAACAUUAUGAACAUAAUACAGCGUCAGGUAUAAGUCUGUAAACCCGUGCAAACUUUAGAAAAGUAUUCUUCCUACUGACAUUAUAAGUAUUAAAGUCGUCUGAAUGUUGCAGACCUGCAAAAUGGAAUACGCCCUGAUUGCGCCUCAUUCCACUGAAGAUAUGAUACCGUAUGAUCAGGAAUUACUUCGUCAGCCUCAUGACUAUUAUUUCAGCAAUGAGUCUGAGAGCUACAGUGAUGCUGAGUCCAGGAAGUAUAAUGCCCACCACUUCUGGGAGAGGGAUUUGAGGCUAUCAGGCAGGCAUGAACAUGGCUGGGAUUUUCACUACCCUGGACAACACGAGUAUGAGACCACCUUUACUGACAGUCACUUCACAGAACUACAGAGUGUCCAGCCUCCCCAACUCCAGCAGCUGUAUCGCCACUUUGAAUUGGAUCAAAUGCAUAGCCUAGAUACUAGUUCAUUAGCUACACAUCUGAGUCUGAACCCACAGGUGGCCUACAUUCCGCAUGUGCGUAUGCCAUAUCCAUCUCCAUCACAGCCAAGUACAGACGAUGAUGAACAGGAAAGGCGAAGCCCCCCACUGGAAGUAUCAGAUGGAGAGACAGAUGCUAUAGACCCUAAUCCAGGAUCCAUGCUUGGUGAGCAAGGGAGUAAAAAGAAGAUCCGUCUCUAUCAAUUUCUCCUAGACUUGCUACGGAGUGGAGAUAUGAAGGACAGCAUCUGGUGGGUAGACAAAGACAAAGGAACUUUUCAGUUCUCCUCCAAACACAAAGAGGUGCUGGCUCACCGUUGGGGCAUACAGAAAGGGAAUCGCAAGAAGAUGACCUAUCAGAAGAUGGCCCGAGCCCUGAGAAAUUACGGCAAGACAGGAGAGGUCAAAAAGGUUAAAAAGAAGUUGACCUAUCAGUUUAGUCCAGAGGUGAUGGGAAAGAGUUUCAUUGAAAGAAAGCAUUAUGUACACUAAAUGGCAUAAGUUCAGGUGCCUUGGGUUCAGGAAAAGAACCAUACUUUCCUCAUUCCAUGACCAGGGUUGCUAGUUUUUCAAAACUGUUACAUAGUAACUCAUCCAAAAGAUUUCAGAUCUUCAUUGGAAAGUUGUGCGUGAAGAUCUACAGGGCUGCCAUAUUAUUCAAUAGGAUGUGUGUCUCUGGAAUGACUUCCUAGCCCAGCUCCUCUUGUUUGUAGGUCCAGAGCCAUUUAAGAUCAGCUGUCAAAAAGCUCAUGCAGAAAUAUAUAAUAAAAAUUAAAUCUCCAAGAGACUGAGCCUCAAAGUGGAGCUGUACUCUGAGCAGACUUCAUCCUUCUAUAAUGAUUUCUUACUUCAUUAUAAGCAUUAACCUUGCACUAGACCUUUUUUUAGCUACAAAAUUUUAAUUUACAUAAUGAAAGCUGUGUCAACAUUCUGAAACAUUUACUUUCGUUAUCUGUGUUAGUUUUUAAAUAUAAAUGUUUAUAUUUAAUAUAAAUGUGUUUAAUUGUAUGUAUGCAGUAAUUCAAAACAUUGGUGCAAGCCAUGUAAUUCCUAUCCAUGUGCCAUGGACUUUGCACGGGUCAUUAAUGAACAGGACCAUGACUUAUGGUCUGCACAUUUCACUUGUUUUCAGCAUUUGCUGGUCUUCUGGUUGUACCCUUCAUUCAUCCUGAAAGUCAUGGAACAGCUUGAUAGUGAACUGAUAGUAUUUCAUAGGUUCAGAUUUUUUUUGUCUAUACAGAUUAUUUUGUGGUUAUGCAGCAGGUGUACCCCAUCAUAGUUAAUUUCCUUACAUCAUUCUUAUGCAUUCAUGAUCUCCACCUGGCUGAGCUCAUUCUAGGGGAAAUGGGAUAGCCAUACAGUGGAAAAAUCCAAAUUAAACUGUUUCUGCAAUGCAGGCAGUUAAUGAGACCAGUACAGUAAAGCUACACAUCUGAUUAUUUCAGUUGCAUGAUCUACGACAUAUACACAGUGUAACUUGCAGCAAAUCAUUCACAUUGUUUUCCUUCCAAGUUAAAGAUAAAAAUAAUUGACAACUUUUUUAACACAUUUUGCCUUCUAACUUGAAAUAAGUACAGGAUUGCAGGAGCUGAUGCAAUACUUUUUUUCCCCAACAGCUGCAUGAUUCAUGUUUUUUAUCCAUAAUUCUUCUUUUCAGCCAGUGGUCAUCAUUUAUAUUGUUUUAGUCUUUGCAUGCAGCAGAGUAAAAUUCUACAAGAUCUCCAAGACUGUACCCUCUUCCCUUCAAGGCUACCCACCAAACAUACACACACACACACACACACACACACACACACACACACACACACACACACACACACACACACACCACAAAUACUGGUUGCUUCUGGAAAGCUUAACUUUUCAGAACCCAAAAGUAAAACUUUUAAUAUCACAGGGUAUGGCAAAAAAUAAUUAAAUAAAAAUAAAGUAAAAUACAUUAGCCAAACAAACUAAAAUAUAUAACUUAAUAAAAUAAAAGCACAGUAAAUGAGUCAAGGUUUUUAUUUUAAAUGUCAGCACAUCUCAUUGUUGAAAAUAAAUACAUUAUUUCAAGAAAAAUACACACUGUAGCCUGCCAGGCAAAUGCCUUACUAUGUCCAUUUUCAGCAAUAUACAUCACAGUGCAUAAAAACAAAAUAAGAGAUUUCAUUUUUAGACAUUCCUAACAUAACUAGUUGUCCCAGUAAUGGCAUAAUUAACUAUUUGGGCCUGAAUCAAGCAAAUGUUACUGAGCUAAGCAACUAUUUCUGCAGAAGAAGGAAAAAUUAGAAUAAUCCCUCACAAAAGAAUGACAUAAUACAUCAUUUGUUUUGGUCAGGAUAGCUAUAUGUCUAUUUAUUCAUAUAUCGGGGAGUUCCAUUUCUUCUUAUACAGAGGGAAAUAUCUAGCAAACCUUAAGGGUAUGUUAUGUUAAGUAACAAGAACACUCGUCCAUCUACGUACUUACCCAUAUAAACUACUUGAAACUUCAACAAGGUGUCUUUAUUCCUCCCACAGGGAGGCUAUCAGACAGAGAGUCCCCUAGAUCUGCUAGCUAAAGUGAUUUUAUCUGGACAAUCCUUUGUACCAGAUUGUAGUGAUCACUUAAUUAAAAAUGAAUCUGCAAGUCACAGCUUUUGCAGUAAGCCAAGAGAUUACAAAGUAUCUAUCAGCAACUGGACAUAUUUAAUUCCUAUUCCUAUUUUAACAACUGGCAUGGUAUAUUCACUUGUUAAACAUGUUUCAACGUCUGUUGCACUGUUGUAAGUCACUGUGGAGGAUAACUAAAAAGCAUAUUCCCAAUAUCUGUAAGAAUGCUAUGGGUAAAACUCAGAUCAGUGUCUUCUCUGAAGAAAUGUACCCUACCCUGGUCUAUAGCAUGGUAGUAGUGGUAAUAGUAGUAAGAGCAGAGAAUAAGGGACCAAUGUAACCUGCAAAUGAGACAUUUAUAUUGCACUCCAAUGUACAUUUGUAGCAUAUAUGUCUUCCAUUGGAGGAAUCAUUUCUUCAUAUCCUACACUUUUAUAAGGAUGGGAAGGAAACAUUGCCCCUAAACUUUGUAAGGUAAUAAUUAUCAAUGUACAUAUUAUGUUUUGGAAGUCCCAAUAAUUAUACUGAUAAUAUUAUUAAUUAUUUGGCUUAUGUUUAAUUUGCCAUCUUAUUAAAUGUUAGGGGCUUCAGAUUUAUUUAUAGUCACAAGGUUGAUAUUGCAUUUAUUAUUUAGCUGAAUAAUGUAUUUUAAAAGAUGUCAGCAGUGGUGUUACAGCAAAAGUUGUCAGAACAUUGGCACUGCGAUCUUUGCUGCUGCAAAAAUGGUCCAGGGUUUAGAGUUCAAUCCUGACGAUUGCACAUAGUAUCUAUUAAAAGAUGCAUGUUUUCUUAUUAUCCUAGGUUUCUCCCUUAGAGAUUUGCUGGUUCAUUAAUGGUUCUGAAAGAUCCUAAUAUGUUUUAUCCUUAUUUCUUUGACCUGUGUUUUAGCUGAAAAGCAUCCUAAAUGAGGAAUAAGUAAAAAGAGCUUAAUUAGUAAAAACGAUCCUGUGAUUUCUUGUGUAACCAUUAAAGCUAGUAGCAUGUAUUCAGUAUUCAUAGUGUAGCAUAGCCGUACAGAAACAUCAGGUAACCUGCGUGGAGGAUUAUCUGGCUAGUAUUGUAGGCAUCACUUUAUACAUUGAAAAUUCACAUUUUUACAUACCCUGACAAACUAUAUUACUUAGUAUCUGCUUUUUUCAAGGUGCCACAAUUACACUGAGGUGACUGACUUUUUAUUUUUGCUGCCUUUCUGUAGUUGUUCUACCUUCAUUGUUGUGUCUAGCAGUGUCUCAUAUCUUUUUUGUACUGGUACUGGUAGUUCUGCAUAAAUACUGCCUAUUUUAUUAGUUUCCCUUUAAGUAUAUCUAAAAUGUCACAUAAACCUCUUACUGUCAUUGUAUUCUUUCAUAAGAAUAUUUUAUGUAGUCCUAACAGAGAGAGAGUCAGACAGCUCCCCAUCCAGCUAACAAUAUAACCUGUAUAUUUUUCCAAAAUACUUGUUUUCGGUAACACAACUGCAUUGCCUUUUAGGGAAGAAGAGAGUAAACAUUACUUUUUCUUUUUGUCUGUUAUAAAAGCACUUUAAGUCCGGAGACUGCCUUUCCCCUACUGCCAGCAUUAAUAUGGCUCCCUCAUGAAACUUGAAAACGUCUCAGUGCUAGGAAUCUGUCUUCUGUCAUUAGUAUGACUAAUAUGGCACUGUUAAGAUGCUAACAGAGUUACUGAAGCCAUUUUAAGAAUCCAGGUAAGUAUAUUUUACUGAGAAUUAUUCAUCUGGUCUCCAAUGGAUAUCUCAAAGCUUGUUCACUAAGCAUUAGAAAGGCAAACAGAGCUUGCAGAAGUUUUGUAUUAUAACUUUAUUUAACAUUUGGUGAACUUGGAGUUAGCUAUAGAAUGGGGCACAUGGAGAUUCUCCAAUGUACGGAGGUUGUGGGAGACAGAAUCCCCUACAGAAAAGGACACUGCUAAAGAACAACAUUUUUAGUCAAACAGGAAUAAGCGUAUCUGCCUGUAGUGGCCCAUUCUGUAUUCCUUUGUACUGCAGGUUUACUACAUACCUAGAGAUUACCAUAAGAUGACCAGUCCCUAGUAUCAGCACUACAACACAGACUCUGAGAAACCUUGCAAACUGUCUGAUCACGUUAACAAAAGAAUUUAUGCAAGGCAGGUCUGGCUCUACUAUUUCCAUUACGUAUAGUCUAACUGGCUUCUACGAAUAACAGCAUUAAUUGCACUCAAGAAGACACGAAGAGUACCUGCUCAGGGCUUUUUCACUCAACAUUGCAGUUUAAAAUAGCACAACUGAAAAGACAAAAGCUAUUGGGUGUCUUUUUUUAGAGUGACUGUUCUUACAAUACAACAUUGUUCAAAGUGAUUGCAUAGAAGCUGCCAACAUGCAUCUUCUGGUCUGUAGCUGUAUGGGGAGCUGUCUGACUCUGUCCCUGUUAGGACUACAUAAAGUAUUCUUGUGAAAGAAUGCAAUGACAGUAAGAGGUUUACUUGUUCAGCUAGAAUUUUUGGAAAGAUCUAUAUCAGUGCUCAUCACCUACUAAGCUUUUCUAUCUUGUGUUGGUUGUAAUUGUUCUCAAAGAUCAAAGCAGAUGUAGAUGAUCUUGUCAUCUCACCAUCUGCUUGAACAUGUGAGCUCACUUGUCACUGCACUGUGACACAGCCGGCAGAAAUCCAGGAGCUGGCAGCCUGUACUGCAGUCACUAAUCAACAUUGCCUUAUUGUUACUGAGCACCCUGUCAAGGGAGCAGUUAUUCUAUCUACCUAAAUCUUUCAGAACAGUUUUACAAAACAAUAGCUCUCUAAUGACAUUUUUAUUACAGACAGCCUUAUUGGUUUGUAACAGGGCUUCUGCAUGUUUUAUUUUAUCAUCGCCUUUUCUAAAUAUUAAUUAUGCAGUAGCUUUUAGAAACUCCUAAGAAUUAAAAUUUAACAUAUUAGACAGUUUUUCACUGGUUAGUAUAUGGAUAGUUUUCAGUCAACCAAUGGUGAAACCAGAUUUACCCCUAAAUAGCAUAGAGCCAAUUAGCACAAAGUCCACGUGUGCAAAGUUUGCUAGGAUUUGCUCAGGAGGUAAUUAUGGAUAUUGUACAAUAUAAUUGUUUAUAACAUAUGUUUUGUACUUUUUUUAUCAAGUUCUUUGAAUAAAUACUUCUCACUUAAAUAUUUCCUUACAGUGAAAUGAUUUAGUCUGCUGAGUGUAUUGCUCAUACAUACAUAAGAUUGCAUACUUGUAGUUAGGGUACAUCUAAUUGAGACAUUUUCAAGCAAUACAUGGUUCAUUAUGCCCAUCUAGUCAAAUAGGCUAUCAAAAAUGUUUACAUGUUGAGGCAGGGUGCCCCACAUCAUCCUUCCAGAGGAUUCAUACAAUGCCCCCCCCACCCCGUUUUAAUUAAUAUAGUUAAUUUCUACAUAAAACUUUAAGGGCAGGUAGAACAUUUUUCAGUGUGAAUCCAUUUGGUGUAAUGUGCUUAAUGAACCACAAAUCACUUAAAAGCCCUUUCCUUCAUUCGUCUGUUUUAACCGCUCUACACAAAUAAACAUGCUUCCAGUCUUUAGGCAUGAACAAAUGUAAUUCAGUUGGUCAGGUUUCUGAUUGCACUUGUAAAUAUUGUAUAUAGCCAUUUCCACUACUUGAUUUGCACCUUGCCCAGGACAAAUUUACAUGUUAUUGUAUUUUUUGUGUGAUGUUCAUUACAUUUACUGUUGUUUGGUUGACCUUGUAAACUUAUGAAGUUGUUAUGGUCUCCUUUUCUAUCUCUCUUUUCAGUAUUCAAUAUUGUAAUAUAUUGUGCUACAAUACAUUUUGUAUUGCUUUUGCCAUUUGCUGGCUGAAAUUGGUUCCUGUAUAUUAAUUCCUUAUCACAUAAAUAAAUACAUUGCAUUACA